Messenger RNA from Magnolia sinica, 943 nucleotides. RefSeq names its product transmembrane emp24 domain-containing protein p24delta9-like. Bases 161 to 811 code for a protein of 216 amino acids. Gene Ontology annotation, cellular component: Golgi apparatus; endoplasmic reticulum; COPII-coated ER to Golgi transport vesicle. NCBI's taxonomy places the organism in Eukaryota, Viridiplantae, Streptophyta, Magnoliopsida, Magnoliales, Magnoliaceae. The record is from RefSeq and is a predicted model, not a curated record. The transcript is spliced from 5 exons. Gene Ontology annotation, biological process: intracellular protein transport; endoplasmic reticulum to Golgi vesicle-mediated transport; Golgi organization.
GGGUAACACGAUCCGCUCGCGGAUACUUGAUGUUUGGGAAAUUCAACGCUCUUCCGUUCCCUUCUCUCUCCCUCUCUCUCUCUCUCUCUACAGACCCGAUUCUCUCUAAACGUAAACCCUCCUCUUCAAGAAGUAGAAGAAGAAGAUAAAAGGAGAGAGGAUGGGUGAAAGGCGUCAGGUUGUUGAGAUCAUAGCUGUUGUUAUGAUGGUGGGGUAUUUCUCAACGAUUGCUCAAGCGCUUAGGUUUGAGCUGCAAUCAGGACACACCAAAUGCAUCUCAGAAGACAUAAAGAUGAACGCCAUGUCCGUCGGCAAAUACAGCGUCGUUUCUCCUAAUGAGGGCCAUCCUGUUCCAGAUUCCCACAAGAUCACUGUCCGGGUGACUUCCCCUUAUGGUAACAGCAUCCACCAUGCUGAUCACGUGGAAUCUGGGAAUUUUGCUUUUACUUCGACAGAGGUGGGUGACUACAUGGCUUGCCUAUGGGCGCCUGAGCACAAGCCAUCCGUAACAAUAACAGUUGACUUCAGUUGGAAGACAGGUGUUGCUGCCAAGGAUUGGUCAAACGUUGCCAAGAAAGGGCAGGUUGACGUCAUGGAGCUGGAGUUGAAGAAGUUGGAGGAUACUGUCAAAGCCAUCCACGAUGAGAUGUUCUACCUCCGUGCAAGGGAGGAAGAAAUGCAGAACCUGAACAGAGCAACCAAUUCAAGAAUGGCCUGGUUGAGCAUCCUGUCACUCUUCAUCUGUUUAUCAGUGGCGGGGUUGCAGCUAUGGCAUUUGAAGACCUUCUUUGAAAGGAAGAAGCUUCUUUAGAUUUAUUUUUGGUUGUUGUUGUUUUCCCUUUUUAACCUAUUGUAAAAAUAUUUCGGCAAUAACGCGUCUUUCCCUUUCACACACUGCAAUUCCUCUUGAGAAAAAUUUACAAAGACAGAUCACCAUUGGACA